CGGAAGGUGAAAUUGAGAGAAGAAUAUAGCUUAGUAAUUGAAAAAAAAGCAGCUGCUGCAUUCUCCCUGUCGUCACGAAGGUCUGCUGCAGCACGCGACGUCUGUACAGAGGGAUUCCACCACGCAAAAGUAUUCCAGAAGGGGAGGGGUUUGAUUCCCUACUGACGUGUAGUGUGUUGUCGUCUGCUACUCAAAAUGGGUCACUCGGCUAUGUCAGACAAAGAUGUCGACAAGGGUAAAGUGGACAGCCUAUGGUUGGCUCCGACGCCAAGCAAGAGAUGGGCAGAAGCUUUUUUUUUGAUUUACUGCUCUUCCUUCCUGGUGCUAGCGCUUGGGAUCAUUGUUCCGCUGCAACUCUUUGAGAGAUUCACGGAGGUGGAGUACAUGGCGCUUGGGCUCUGUGGGGCCCUUCCGUGCUUUUUGAUUCCUUUGUUAUUUCCAGGGAAGAUCUGCGAUUCCUCCUAGUAUGGAUGGGAAAUAUGACGUGGACAAACUUAUUGCUGAAAGUGCCUUUCAAACUGGACGUAGAGGAAGACCUCAACGACAGUAUAAAGUAAGAUUUGCAUAUCAGGACCCAAGUGAAGAUCGCUGGUUUACGAGGGAAGAAUUGAUUGAUUUUGCAACUCAUAUUGUAUCUGCUUAUGAAAGAGCAAGAAGCGGAAUUAAUAUUGUGAAUAGGUAAGGAUUUUCUCAGAGGACUUUGAAAUUAGGCCGGCGAGAGUAAAAGGGCCUUUACAAA
Chara braunii is the source of this 739-nucleotide messenger RNA. The record is from the annotation of a GenBank genome assembly. NCBI's taxonomy places the organism in Eukaryota, Viridiplantae, Streptophyta, Charophyceae, Charales, Characeae.